Molecule: messenger RNA, 1560 nt
Organism: Drosophila mojavensis
Lineage: Eukaryota; Metazoa; Arthropoda; Insecta; Diptera; Drosophilidae
Gene: cort
Product: protein cortex
Exons: 7
Coding region: 1-1452 (483 amino acids)
Biological process (GO): positive regulation of ubiquitin protein ligase activity; positive regulation of anaphase-promoting complex-dependent catabolic process; anaphase-promoting complex-dependent catabolic process
Cellular component (GO): anaphase-promoting complex
Molecular function (GO): ubiquitin ligase activator activity; protein binding; anaphase-promoting complex binding
Source: RefSeq, a predicted model, not a curated record
AUGUUAGUCUUCGAUAUGGAUGUGUGUGAAAGUUUUAAUAAGAAUCCUUUGAUGGACCCAAACUCGGCGCCGCCCUUUAUGAAACAGCGCCGCAUGGAUUGGCGAAAUGAAGUUUAUCAGAAUAAACAAAUCAACAACAGACAGAAAUUUACAUUUGGCGAUCGAUUUAUACCAAGGCGUUUCAAGCCAGAAGCCCUAAAUUACAAUCUCAAAUAUGUGGGUAAGACUAAAGAGCAGGAUCUCUUGCAAAUGAGUCUCACACAGAGAUCGAGUUAUUGGCGUCAGAGCAAUUUUGUUACGACCAUGAAUAAAGUGUUCAACAUCGAAGAGAAUCGAUUGCUGCAAUUCAGCGAUAUGCAGUGCAAAUACUCCCGAAAGGGAAGGCAGAAGACGGACAGCGAUUGGUACUGUAAGCCAAGAGCCCGGCCCGUAGCAUUUGCCACAACCACAAACGAAAUGCCUGCGCUAUGCACGACAUUUGAUCUCAAUAUGAUGGACUGGUCUGUGAAUGAUCAGAUGGCCGUGUCCUUUGACGAAAAUCUAAUUAUCUGGCGUAAUCGAGAUGAUACGAGCAUGAUUUUUAAUGUCGAACGCACCAGCUCACUGAAAUAUUCACCAAAUGGCAAAUACUUAGCCAUUGGCUGCAAGGAUGGUGAAAAUCCAGUUUUAGAGAUUUGGCUGCUGCAAUCACCAAAGGAAUUUCUGGUUGCCAAUGGCAAGUAUUUGCCUCGAUCUUUCGAGUCCAUCUGCUGCAUAGAGUGGAGUGAGGAUGGCGACGAGAUUCUCUGUGGCACGAUGAGCGGACAAAUUGUGGUCAUUCAAUUCUCAACGAUGACCAUCGAGCAUGUCCUGAGGCAACAUACGAAACGGAUUUGCUGCAUGCGCUUCUCGCCGAUGAGACGCUACUUGGCCACAGCCGAUAUCCAGGGCCAGAUAUAUAUAUUCCACGGCGUGUCAUACAAAGUGAUAAUGCGUCUGGGCGCCAAGCAGGGCGGCAUCGUCUUCGACUGGCAUCCAUGGCAGGCCGCCGAACUGGCCAUUUCUGAAAAAAAACUUUCAUCAAUUUACAUAUUCAAUGUGCCGCGUCGUGAAAUUGUUUCGUUUUAUCAGAGAGGCGAUGAUAAGAUCCUAAUCAAUUCAAUUACAUUUAGCAAGAUCACGGGCGAAUUGCUGGUUAAUAUCUAUAAAUGCGAUGAAAACGGCUGUCCUUGCUUUGAGAUCUUUGUGCUGUCCUCGCUGAAUCGUGUUGUGGAUAUUUUGACCCAUUAUAAUAGAGGCGCGAUCUUCAUGAUGUGGAGUCCGGAUGGCACCAAGCUCGCCGCCGCUGGCAUGGAUGAAUCCUUUUCGAUAUGGGAGUUCUAUCCCAGCGAUAAGUUAAAUUCACUGAAACACAAGCAAACGCGUCAGCUACGAAAACGCAGCGCUCUGGAGCUUUAUGGAUCAGUAAGAUAAAUGUUUAAAUCUUUUCAAAUUUAGAAUGUCAAAUUGGUUUUUAUACUGUUUUAUUUCAAAAUUGUAAACAUAUGUGUAUACUCAGAUUAUAGUUAAGUGUUUCAUUUA